AUGGUACUCGACUUAGCUCUGUCCCCUCCUCCCGGCGAGAUCGCCCCCUCAACUCGAGUGUGGCGGUGGUUCACGAUCCUUGCUAUGGCCUCGUCUCCUUCCUACGAAGAUCUUGCGUCCUGGGAUGAUUUGACCUUGCCAUUCGACCCAGAAGUCGAUGACCCCGACGAUCUCAGGAGAGUCGACCCCCGCCAACUACCCCCGGACAUCUCGGAACUCGACAAGACAAUAUCGGAGCUAGAGGCACAGCUCUCUGAUCUCAUACUUCAACGAGAGCGUUUGCUGGACAGACGUGCCCUCAUCCACCGCCUUCCUCCGGAACUUCUCUGUCGAAUCUUCGAACUCAGCGAAGAAUCCGUCCAACUCCUGCCGUCCCUCAAUCUCGUAUGUCGCCAGUGGCGAGCGGCCUGUUUGGCCUGUCCAGUUCUGUGGUCAUAUAUCGUUCUGGACUCCAACUGGGGAUGGCGAAUACCCGCUUUUCUGCGCAAGAUGCGGGCGCAUCUUCAGCGCUCCCAGGCGACAAAACUACUCGUCGACAUUGAUUUCCGUUAUGUCGACAGCUUCGCUGACUGUCAAACCAUCAUGACUGAGAUGAAGCCGGCCCUGUCGCGAUGCUACUCAUGCACGCUGUCAGUCCAGGAUUGGCCUCGAAUGCGCGUCGUCCAACAAAAUGCCACCGAACUGGGCCCUGCUUUGGAGGAUUUCUAUCUUCGCCUCGACUCGGUCGACCCGGACACGGAUGAUCCUUGCAAUGUGUUGGCACAGCCUUGUCCCCGUCUCGCGUACGUUGUGCUCGAACAUAUACCGCUGGAGUGCGUCAAUGCCCCGAUGCCUGCUCUACGCGAGCUAUCCCUCAUCCUGGAGCGCUCCGGGUAUUCCUCCACUCGCAUGGAAUAUCCGUUCAAGCGGUUCAUGUCGAUGAUAGUCGCCUCACCCAUCAGGUGGCUGAACAUGCGGAUGGCCGCUUUCUCUCUCGAUUCCACGGACGACCUCUUCCAAGCAGACCCGGUCCUGAUCGAGUUACCCGAACUCAGGGGUAUCGAGUUCGAUCUGGUUGAAGCCACCAGCAUCAUCCUCUUCCUUCAGUCUACAUCCCUACCCUCGCUGUCCUAUAUCUCCGCGAACUCCGCCGAAGACAUGCAAUGGCUGAGUCACAUCGCGCUUUCACCCGAGCGCUUCCCCUCGCUGCGCCUUCUCGACGUCCGGAAUUUCAACUUCAAUGGUGUAGGCCUAGCACCAUUCGUUCGAGCGUUGCACCACCUCCCGCGCCUUACCGGCCUUGGAUUUGCAUCGCCCGCGUCGGGCAUCGUCGGGAGCAGGCUGUUCGAAGUGCUUUCUGCGGGGCCUGACAUGAUGGGCGGCUGGCUCCUACCGCGACUAGAAGCUCUUUGCUUUCAAAGUUGCGCUGACAUAUCCGGUCACGAGAUCCUGCGCGCUGUCAAUGCUCGUCGUGGCGCUGCGGCCGCGGAUGUGUCCAAAAUAUCCUACCUGAGGCUCACACAUUGCUAUUCGGUAGAUCCGGAGGCGUUAGAGCGGCUCAAGGCUCUCGUGGAUGUUGUGCUCUCCGUAUGAAGUUUACGGCCCCAUACCCAUUUGUGCGUAACGUCGUAAUCUAUUGCCCCGACGCUAUGGUUGCGUCUCUACCCCGGUACCUCACGAUCUCAAAUCUCC
Messenger RNA from Trametes versicolor FP-101664 SS1, 1671 nucleotides. RefSeq lists its product as uncharacterized. Bases 1 to 1572 code for a protein of 523 amino acids. The record is from RefSeq and is a predicted model, not a curated record. Lineage: Eukaryota; Fungi; Basidiomycota; Agaricomycetes; Polyporales; Polyporaceae. The transcript has 3 exons. Gene Ontology annotation, molecular function: protein binding.